Parasteatoda tepidariorum (common house spider) is the source of this 856-nucleotide messenger RNA. RefSeq lists its product as uncharacterized. Lineage: Eukaryota; Metazoa; Arthropoda; Arachnida; Araneae; Theridiidae. Gene Ontology annotation, molecular function: nucleic acid binding; zinc ion binding. The record is from RefSeq and is a predicted model, not a curated record.
CUUCAUUUUUAAACUAAAUUUUGUUUGCAAGCUAUAAGCUGAAGUAUAAGCGUUUUGCAUUGAAGUUUCCUUUAUUAUUCAUUGUCUUUACAAAAGUAGGCUAACGAAAGCGUUUGAAAUUCCUAAAUAAACAAAUCGUCAUUUAAUUCGUUUUAAGACUUUUCUCACAUUUAUAUAGUAGAAAUAAUUUUUUUUAGAGAUAAUAAAUAAACAUGGACAGCAAUCUAAGAGAUUUGAUGGCAAGGCUUACCAAUCAAACAUCUGAUAACAUUAGACCUGCUUGUAAAAAAUGUGGUUAUCCUGGUCACUUUACAUAUCAGUGUCGGAACUUCCUAAAAAUUAAUCCUAACCAUGAUAUUGUAUUAGAUAUCAGCAGCACUAGUUCAGAGAGUGAAGAAGAAUUUGUUUCUCCACUUGUCAAGCUUAGAGAAGAAGAAAAGACAAUGGAAUCUAUGAAGAAAAGGAAAAAAAAGAAACUUUCUAAAAGUAAAAAAUCUCAUAAAUCGAACAAAUCACCUGAAAAUUAUUCUUCUGGUGAUGAAAAACUGAAAGAGUCUCAUAAGCAUGGAUAUAAGCGAAAACAUAAAAGCGAUUCGCCUGAGUUCGAAAGUGAUAGUGAUUUCAGCAAUGCAAGCCAAAAUCUGAAGAAAAGAAAGUCCAAAAAGCAUCACUCCAAAGACAAAAGGGAAAAAAUUAUUGAUUCUGAUGACGAUGAAUCUUUUAGGCAGCACAAGAAAAAGAAGUCUAAAAAGAAGCAUAAGAGUAAAAAAGACUGAUCAGAAACUGUGGAGUACCUGAUAAAUAAUGUCAUUUGUAUCAUUUUUUACCUGUAAUAAAGCAUAUCUUUUUUUUAUAA